AUGGGCAAUGAUGGAGGCUCCAUAUCGAAGCGCGACGAGAUGGUGCGUACCAAAGCGUCGGUGCAAAAGGUGGAUGCUUCGCUGCUGCGACAAUCGCUCUGGACCGUCUGUCGUCUCUCGCGCGAACCCCUCCAAGCGCCUGUAGUGUCCGACGCCCUAGGAAGGCUGUACAACAAAGAUGCUGUGAUCCAGCACCUUCUUCAGCGCCAUCAGUCGUCCGACUCUACCGAUGCCAUUCCACACAUCCGCGGGCUGCGCGAUACCACCGACCUUGCUCUCACGCCGAAUACGCUCUACCGCCCUGCAUCGGCGGGGCAGAACGAGCAGCACUCGGUGUAUCCAUUCAUGUGUCCGCUCUCGGCGAGACAGAUGGACGGCAUGCAUCGCUUCGUCUACAUCGCCCCGUGCGGCUGCGUCGUAUGUGCAUCGGGCCUACAGGCUACCCUGACUGAUGCGCGCGGAGAGUCGCACAACUGCCCUGUAUGUGCGAGGGAGUUCAACGCAGCACUGGCUAAAGGGGGCAAAGUGCAAGGGUCGGACGUGGUCACUAUCAACCCCGACAAGGACGAAGAGGACAAGAUGCGAGAGAAGAUGGAAUCAAGAGCGCAGCAUAAGAAGAAGAAGGCACGCACAGCCGAUCGGGAAGAUGGCGAGGUCGCAGAGCAAGAGGCAAAGAAACGUCGCAAGGCCGAGAGGAAGGACGAGACACGAAGACGGAUUGCGCAGCUCACCGCCGAACUCGCCGCGGAAAAGGCGUGA
This is a messenger RNA of Moesziomyces antarcticus, 759 nucleotides long. RefSeq names its product DUF602-domain-containing protein. The transcript has 2 exons. The record is from RefSeq and is a predicted model, not a curated record. Gene Ontology annotation, biological process: site-specific DNA replication termination at RTS1 barrier; mitotic DNA replication termination. Gene Ontology annotation, cellular component: nucleus. Bases 1 to 759 code for a protein of 252 amino acids. Lineage: Eukaryota; Fungi; Basidiomycota; Ustilaginomycetes; Ustilaginales; Ustilaginaceae.